Molecule: messenger RNA, 291 nt
Organism: Vicia faba (fava bean)
Lineage: Eukaryota; Viridiplantae; Streptophyta; Magnoliopsida; Fabales; Fabaceae
Source: the annotation of a GenBank genome assembly
AUGCCAGCUUAUGUUGAUUAUGUUGACUUGAGUGUUGCUGCUGGUCCUUUGAGAUCGAUAGGCUUUUUAGUGUUUGAUCCCCGACCCUGUGAUGAACUCAAAUUGCCUUGGAUUGUUGCCUUUGUGUUGUUGCCUUGGGAUGAUUUGCUUGUGUCCCUGACUUGCUUCUUUCUCUCGUUGCCCUGUGUGUUGCCUAAUGAUGAAAAGGAUUGUGGCAUUAGCAGGUUUCAGCUUGAUGUUUUACAGGGUAAGGGUUUUGAGGUUAUGAUAGCAUGUUAUGUGAGGUUUUGA